This is a messenger RNA of Lineus longissimus, 2707 nucleotides long. Its product is annotated as ankyrin repeat domain-containing protein 40-like. NCBI's taxonomy places the organism in Eukaryota, Metazoa, Nemertea, Pilidiophora, Heteronemertea, Lineidae. The record is from RefSeq and is a predicted model, not a curated record. The transcript is spliced from 4 exons. Gene Ontology annotation, molecular function: protein binding. The coding region runs from base 51 to 854 and encodes 267 amino acids.
UGUCACCGUCUUAAUUUUCUAAAUUUUGUUGUUACAAAAGUCAAAUUUUCAUGAUGGAAACGCCACUUCAUCCCCAAAAAAUGCUAGAGGAAGAUUUCAGAGAAGCUGCGUGUGACGGUGAUCGCGACAGGGUGCGAAAUUUGCUGCAGAAGGGGGUCCAAAUUGACUCCCAAAAUAGUAUGAAUGGAUGGACUGCAUUGCACUGGGCCUGUAAACGUGGCCAUUCUUCCAUUGUAAAACUUCUUCUGGCUGCUGGAGCGACCGCCAACCUUCCAACUUCUAAAGGAGACCUGCCCUUCGAACUCACUGACAACAAGGAUAUCCGAGAAAUGCUUGGAGGUGAUUCGUCAACACCUGCUAAGAAAGACAAUCUUUCAAUCACGCCACAUUAUCUGAGCCAUCCAAAGUUUCCAUAUAUCUCCGAUGAUAGAUCAGACUUUACAAUGGAUGGAGACCUAUCUGCUGCAUCGAGCCAUCGUAGGCCGGACGUGAAUCGCUAUAGACACUUGAAUGGCUAUCGAGAGGAAGAAGAAUUGGUCCUAAAGGUCCGUGUCGCACAUGCAGCAGACACCGAUUUUAUUGAAAUAGAACUGGACCACAGCAAUCUGACCUUUGACAACCUGGUCUCUGUUAUGUGUCAAGAGUUGGAGGUCGACAGGCAGAUUGUGCACAAGAUACGGAAACUGCCCGAUACAAUCGUGCGGAAAGACAAGGACGUUAAACGACUAAAAGACUUUCAGGAGCUUGAGCUAGUCCUAACGACUAAAGCAAUCAGUGCAAGUUCUAGAACAUACGGGCCAUCACCAACAAAUCCAGUAGCUCCCACCAAAGACGUUAAAACUAUAGUUUACUAAUCACCGAUUCAUGUAGUUGCUUGAUACUGUGGAUUGAAAAUUAAACUGCAAUGUAUGUGACUGCUGAAGCAUGAUCCAUGUUGGCCUAAGUGUAGUGAACCUUUGUCCAAUCUGUCCACUUGUUCGCUGCCUAUAUGUUGAUACGUGUUGUCUGUCAAGUCGUGUUGUCUCUACAAUUUAAUAAAUCUCUCUAAGCCUUGGUCUUAUACAGGGUUUGUGAGUACUAUGAUAUGAAUCCACACAAAUCAUUGGAAACAGUGUUCACCAUGACAUCACCUCACUUCUGUGUUGGCUUAUGACAGGAUCCUCCUUGAUGGAAACAUCUGUCUUGAGGACACAAACACUUCGGCACCGAGUUUCGUCCAAAAAUGGUAAUUUCCCUUCAAUUUGACUACUGGAUAUCCUUCAUCAACAACAGCACUUGUCAUCCCCAAGUGUGGCAUUAGAGGGGUACACGAACUCAAAGAAAACCUGCUCACAUUUGAUCUACACUACCUUCCAUUUAUGUUCACUGUUGGUGUCCACAUGAUAUCAAGUCAAGGCAUGAGAUUGCUAUGUGACUGAAAAGCAUGAAACUCCCUUUUUGCCUGAAAUUACAUGUACAAGUCCUUAAGGAGUAACCCAUUGAGCAGAUACAGACCAAACAGCCUAAAUUCAGGCAACUGCCUGAAGAUUCUGAAGCCUGGAGUUCUUUGGCGGUGAAAGUCGUGAGCCUUUACCAAUGGGUACUUCAUCCUAGUUGUGCAAUAUAUAUGUAUGCCUGGAUUUGUUUGAAACGAAAUGGUGUUGUAAUGAGGCUUGUAGUUGUAGCCUGGUAUCUUUUCCUAUAGACUGUCACCUGUCGUAAUGCUAAUGUUGUAUGGUGCUACCUGGUCUCGGCACAAACCAUAUACUGGUACUGUGAAUAAUAUCAAGAAUUUUGCAUGAGCUUUUAGUUUUACAUUGCAUACGUUUUGAUUUCUGGGUAAUAUUUUAUGUUAUUUGAUAGAUGCAGCGAUUUACAUAGGUUUUUUGUUGAAGACUGCUUAAGUUUAAGUCACUACAGGUACUACAUAUCGACAUCUUCCAGUGUUAGAAAGGUAACAUUUACAAGUACUGGUAUUUGCUGAUAAGUUGCGAUAGGGGUCUUUCGUUGGAAAAUAAUGGGGCGCCCUCUGACUAUAUCAUCGAAUCUCAUUUUAUCUUGAAGACAAAGGUUCUGUUCUGUCAUUUGAACAAGAGUAAAUGAAAGAUAAGACACAAAAGAAGUCAGGACACCUUGAGUUGGUUGCAAAUCUCAUGUGGAGAUAUUCUUAUCUUUCAUGAAGUGCUUUUUGGAAGAGUCCUUAUUUCAUGGUGCCAAAAUGAGAAAUAGAAAAUUUGACUUAUAUUUGAUGAACAAUCAGCUUUCCACUUCCAGUAUAUUUGGUGCUAUGCUUUGUGCGUUAGUUUUGAUAAUGAAUGUGUUUGUAUGAAAGGCAGAGAAAAUACUCUGGUUGACACUUUUAAAUUAUGUUGACGAACAUUUGUGUGAAGUUUGAUUUAGAAACUUCUGAACAUAUCAAUUCAUUGACCCUGAGUCAAGGUAAUUUGAGAGGUCAACUCAGAAUUGCUUAAUGCUGUGAGAAAUAAAAAAAUGUCAUCUCACUCUAGAAAAAAGUUUGUUUGGCAUCAACACUUUGUUUUAGAUGAUGCAAGAAGUUCGAAAAUGAUGAAAUUUGUGCAGGGAAUGGCUGACUCCCACCCCCCAGAUGAAAAAAUGUCAUCUCUCAUCACAACAUGGUAUCAAGCAAUGUGAUGUUAUUUUAGAACCCUCUUCUGAUCUUUAUUUGAACCCUUUUUCUGGGCUUUAAUAAAUGUCUGGCGCUGAAAUA